AUGAGCCGCGCUCCCUCAGCCACAUUCUUCAUUGACUUGGUGUGCAACGCUCGUGAAGUGGUGGAUGCGAGGAGCAAGAAGCGUGCUCAGAAGAAGGAGUUGACACAGAAAAUGGUUAUGGCUGACGAGGGUGUAGCUGGCGAAGGAGAUGACCUGGAAGAUCUACAGAACACCAUCAACGAGCUCGCGGUGAAGGAAGUGUUGAUUAUUGAUGACAGCGAUGACACUGCGACGAUACUGCGCCCAAUGCUGGUGGAUCGAGCCUAUAAGACCAAUACGGUUACCGAUGGUUUCGCGGCUUUGGAUUACUUCAAUAUGCAUCCGAUGCCUGAUAUAGUGAUUAUGGAGACGGAACUGCCUGGCAACUUGCCCGGCCUGGACUUCUUGAGUCAGUUCAGGAGAGAGAAGCCACCGGAGGUACCGAUACUGGUGAUUACUAAGUCAAAAGAGACGUCUAGUCACCUUGAGGCUAUACGGAGAGGGGCUACAGCAGUCUACACGAAGCCUGUCACAGAGGAGAAGCUACCCAUCAUCAUUGACCACAUUUUCGCCCUUAUACGAAACCGUUAUCAUGUUCAACAUGAGAACAAGGCGAAAGUCAACUACGAGGUGAUGGGCCGGGUGAUGCCAAAAUUCAUCAUUAAUCGAUUAAGGGGAGGUGCCACAAUGAUUGCGGAUAAGUUGGAAUGUGUCAGCUGCGUGGCGGCGGUUGUGCAUCAGUUUCCUCUCAUCACGCAGGCGGUGCCGGUUACACAAUUGGUUGUUCUGAUGAAUAAAAUGACGAAUAGUUUCGACCAGCUCUGUAAAGACAAUGGGAUGUAUUCUGUGCUUUCCAAUGGGGAGCGAUUUCUGGCUGUGUGCGGGCAUGAGUCGACGAAUGAUGAGCAUACAGAAGUGGCCUUGAGAUUUGCUAGCAAGCUCUUGAAGGCCGAGCAAUUGAAAAUCGGCAGCACAGGGCAAACCAUGAAGCUCAAAAUAGGCGUAAACACAGGCCUGGCCUAUGCUGGUGUCAUCGGCGGCCGAGCCAAGGCUCCACAGUACGCCUUCUUCGGACCGGGCGUGCAGAUUGCCGAGUGGCUCGCUGAAACCGGUGUUCCCUCCCACCCACAUGUCGGCAAUGAGACUUACAAGUUGAUUAUGAGAGAGCAUGAGGGUUCGGGCCUGUUCUCAUUCCAAGAGAGAGGCGAGCUCAGAGUAUCAGACUCUGAGACCCUCCAGACGUGGUUGUUCAAGGAGAAGGCCGACCAAGACUUGUGCCACUUGAAGGCUUUGGGCGUGCUCACAGUCGGUGGGGCAACGGGUGAUGAUUCCGGAGACAUGCUUGAACGUAUACAAGAGUUGGAAGCAGAGCUCAGCAUUCUACAUGGAACCUCCGCCUCUAUAGCAGCAACAGCUACUGCCAUCGGCAACGACGGCGGAGUAGCUCAGAAGGUGACAUCCCAGGCCGACCUUAUACAGGAGCAGCUCCGGCGAAAAGGAACCAUCAACGCUAACAAUGCUAUAAGUCUAGUGGAACCCAUGGAGCGCAUCUGUGAGACUCUGAUGGAAGUAGUAGCGUAUGCAGAGGAAGAGGAGGGUCGGGCUGCGGAACUGCUAGAGAGGAAAGUGAUGGCCCAGAGUGCUGCUGGAGGGAAGCUAGUGGAGGAAGGAGGAAGAAGUGCUGGAGAGGCUUCUGGGCAUCCGAUAUUGCUCAGACUAGCAGACCUAGAGGGUCGGAUCAAAGAGCUCAACUCUCAAGCAACAGAGGCAAAUGUGGAGGCGAGAAGGGCUCAUAGGGUUCUGAGAGAUCUUGUCAAGAUCGGCUUCCACGUGGGGGACCAGACGGACAUGGUGCCGUCGCAAGAGAAGGCGGAAGAGAUGAUAACAUCGAUGGAGGAAGUGGUGAACUCGAUCGUCAUGGCCACCGGUCUCGCACAAGAGAUCGAGUCUGAGCAGAAGAGGAUAGCUGCUGAAGAGGCGGUGGUAGAAGAGGAGGAGAAUGACAACGGCUCGGAGGCUGAUGGGGGAGGGGGGAAGGAAGAUGGUGAUGGGGUAGAUCAAGUGGGAGUAGGCUCCGACGAUGCUAUGCAUCCAUUAAUAAAAACUAUGAGGACUCUUCAGAAGGAGAUAGACUUUAUACAGGACUAUGUGGCCGAUACAGAAGACCUGUUGGAGGCGGUCACCGGCGGCACGGCGGCUAACAGUAGUGAACCGCAAGGCUUGUUCGGGCUGCAGGUUCAGCAGUUGCAGACGGCGCUUCUGGCAAAGGAGGAGGAGUUGAAGCGGCUCGAGGAGCAGCUGAAUAGCCGUGGGGAGGAGGCUCAGAUUGUUGUGAAGUUGCAGAAGGACCUCACUGAUACUGAGAUACGUCGGGGAUGCCUACAGGGCGAAUUAGAAGCCACUAAAAUGGAGAUCAGCCGGUUGAAAACGAAAGGUUAUGUACUAAAACAGAGAGAGCGGAGAUCUCCUAUUACCGAGAUGUCGCGGAGGAGUGGUACUGACACUGAAUCGGCGGACGUGGAGGGACUGCGACGGCUGCUUGCGGCUAAGCAGGCCGAAGCCGAGAUGUACAAGUCGGCAGUCGCUGACCGUCCGCUCAACAACGCCGCAGCGGUGAUGAAGCAACAGAAUGAUAUCAUCCACCAGCUCAAUAACGAGAUUGUGAAGAUGCAGAAUGAGGCUGCUGCUAGGGCUGGGGGGAAAUCAGGCCACACUGCUUUGGUCGCGGGCGAGAGGGCUAAUAGACAAAUCAAGGACCUACAGGAAGCGCUGCUGAAUGCACAACAAGAUGUGAAGCAUCUUAUGCUGGAGAUGAGAUACCAUCACGGCAAGACAUCACAGCUUGCUAGUGACAACCAAAUAUUGGCGAAGGACAAUCAGACGAUGCAGGCGAAGCUGUUAGCGAUGGCCAGCAAGAUGGAACUCAUGCAGCAGGUCUCCUACCAUCUUCCCCUCACUUCCUAUGAUCACUUGCCUCCUCAGACACUGCGACAUAGGGAGAUAGAGCUGGCUGAUCCACGGCAUAUGAUCAGACAGGUCAGGGAUCAGAUGUUGCUGCCCGGCGACAAGGUAUCCGGUCUGAUCAAGGCCGGUUUCGGACGACAGGGCUACGGCAUGCCCCCUUCGUUGGGCCUAGGGCAUCCAGUCACGUCGUCUAACACUCAUGACCUCACACAAAGCUCUACUCUCAUGGUGGAGGAGCUCAACACCGCAGGCCCCUCCUCUGAACGGCGUAUGGGCACUACCGAGCGAACGCGGCCUCUCUACGAUGGCUAUCCGGAGCCGAGAAACUUGUGA
Molecule: messenger RNA, 3276 nt
Organism: Perkinsus marinus ATCC 50983
Lineage: Eukaryota; Perkinsozoa; Perkinsida; Perkinsidae
Product: guanylate cyclase, putative
Exons: 21
Coding region: 1-3276 (1091 amino acids)
Biological process (GO): response to oxygen levels; phosphorelay signal transduction system; cyclic nucleotide biosynthetic process
Cellular component (GO): guanylate cyclase complex, soluble
Molecular function (GO): guanylate cyclase activity
Source: RefSeq, a predicted model, not a curated record